This is a messenger RNA of Phanerochaete carnosa HHB-10118-sp, 888 nucleotides long. RefSeq lists its product as uncharacterized. The transcript has a single exon. The coding region runs from base 64 to 873 and encodes 269 amino acids. NCBI's taxonomy places the organism in Eukaryota, Fungi, Basidiomycota, Agaricomycetes, Polyporales, Phanerochaetaceae. The record is from RefSeq and is a predicted model, not a curated record.
CCCUCUGCCUUCCAGGUACUUGAGCUCAUACGCAACCAGCAUUUUGCUCGACAGCAGCAACAAAUGCAGCAGGCGCACCAGCAGCAGUCGUUCGGCCUCGGUGGCCCAAUGAAUGCUAGCGCGGGGGCGCCAGCUAUGCCGGACCAGGCGGGGCACAAUUUUUCUCAGUUCCAGAAGCAAAUGCAGCUGCAGGCCCUUGCUCGUAACCCUGCCAUGCUCCAGGCGAUGCACAACCAACCCAACCUCAGCCGACAACUUGAUCUUAUGGGCCUCGCACGUCAGACGCAGCAAUCGAACCAAACCACCAACGCUUCAGUAGCGGCGCUCCGACAAUUGCAACAGCAGCACCAGCACCAGCACCAGCACCAACAACAACAACAACAGCAGCAGCAGCAGCAGCAGCAGCAACAACAACAACAGCAGCAGCAGCAACAGCAGCAACAGCAACAGCAGCUGCAAGCGGGCAUGGGCAAUCAGAUGAUGGGGAAUCCGGGGCAGGGCGGUUUCUUCAAUAACAAUUCUAUGUCACAAUCGUCCGACAACUUGACCGGGCUUCUUCCCAACGGAAUGGCGAACCAACGUCCGACCGUCAUGCAACCAGGUCUCUCGAUGGCACAGAGACCCCAAGGGCAACUCACGCCUCAGAAUGCAGUCGCUAUGUUGCAUGCGCGACAAGCCGAGACCACGGCGAAGCUCAAUGAGUUGCGCCAGAAGGAGGCUUUGUUGCAAAGUACGCAAAUGAACAAGCCUGAACAACAGUAUCGAGCCGAGUUGCACGCCAUUCAGAACGAGAUCCAACAGCAUCUGUCACUUAAUGCGAGGUUACAAUCGAUGUGGCAACAGCAAGGGGUUCGCCCGCAGCCGAGCAUGUAAGUCGUCGUAUUUUAU